AUGGCACUCUGGCCGCUACUAAGUCAGCUCUUUUGCAGUGAAUGCUCUGAGGUUCAUGUGAGCCACUCUGGUCAUCACAUGCAGGACUGUCUUGGCCCAACCAAUUCCAAGCGCCGAAGCUUCCAUUCCUGGAUUAAGGGUUCUAUCAAUGACAUACUUGUACCCAUCGAGGCAUAUCAUCUGUAUGAUCCUUUUGGUCGGCGCAUUAAGCAUGAAACUAGAUUUCAAUAUGACAGGAUUCCUGCUAUCGUGGAGCUGUGCAUCCAAGCUGGUGUGGAAAUACCGGAGUACCCUUCACGUCGAAGAACCAAACCUAUCCGAAUGAUUGGAAGGAAAGUAAUUGAUCGUGGUGGAUUGGUUGAGGAGCCACAGCCAUGGCGCGCUGCGAAUCCAUCUUCACUUGCUGAUCUCGAUACACAUGGGGCUUGUGAGCGGUUUCCACCUCCCCUGCCAUCAGACAUUCCCAAGAUUGCACAGGAGACAAUGGAUGCAUAUGAAACUGUGAGGUUCGGGGUCAUGAAGCUGAUGAAGAAAUACACUGUGAAGGCGUGUGGGUAUUGCACAGAGGUUCAUGUUGGACCUUGGGGUCACAACGCAAAGCUUUGUGGGGAAUUCAAGCACCAAUGGAGGGAUGGGAAGCAUGGUUGGCAGGACGCUACCGUGGAUGAAGUUUUCCCACCAAACUAUGUAUGGCAUGUCAAAGACCCUAAAGGACCUCCAAUGAAAGGGGGUGCACUCAAGAAGUUCUAUGGGAAGGCUCCUGCCGUGGUAGAGGUGUGCUUGCAGGCAGGUGCACGGAUCCCUGAGAAAUACAAACCCAUGAUGAGGCUUGACAUUGUAGUCCCUGACACUGAGGAGGCACAGUUAGUUGCCUGAUGAUAUGACUUCGUUUUUGUGCAGCAUACUGUGAAGCUUGUAUAUUAUUGUAUGCAAACUCUGAAUCUUUACUGUAAAUCUUUGAGGUUUGUAUGCACACUGUGGCAUCAUCAUCAUCACUUCAUCAGAAGAAAUGGCACUCUGGCCGCUACUAAGUCAGGUUAAUAGCUGCCAUUCCAAACAUUUUAGCUCAGGCGUGCCCAUGAAUUAAUCAUGACCUCCAAUUCAAUCACCUUGUAGAGAAAUGAGAAUUUUGAAGAAAUUGUUUUAAA
This is a messenger RNA of Prunus avium (sweet cherry), 1148 nucleotides long. NCBI's taxonomy places the organism in Eukaryota, Viridiplantae, Streptophyta, Magnoliopsida, Rosales, Rosaceae. The record is from RefSeq and is a predicted model, not a curated record.